CUCACAACCGCCUCCCAAUUGUCUUUGUAGAUGCUUUGGCCCAGAAAUGCCGUCUCGAUGCGCGCAAAGCCACCGAAAGUGUCAAGCGCAAGCUGUCCGGCAUUAUGCAGCAGACUCAGAAUCACAAACAGUCGAAAAUGUUAUCAACCCAGCCGCUGGGCGUGGCACCAGGACAGUCUCUGCUUAUGACGCCCAUAAGCAGCUACAAUGGGCACAGUCCCAGCCCGACUGGCAGCUAUGUGCCAGAGAUCAAGGCCGAACAGCUGCUCUAUGAAAUGGACAGCACACGGAACUGCCCCUCGGCGGCCAGUUCGUAUAAUAACGCAUACAACUUUCCCGCCUCGCCCACCUCCAGCUGCAGCACAGCGGACAGCAUUGCGCCGGCGACGGCGCUGCAGCAACAAUUGCACAAGCUGCCCAGUCCGGGCCAGCAGCAGGAGCAGCUGCUCAAUCAGCAGACACAGCAGGAGAACUUGAACAUCACGAUAAGCGUCAACAACGGAUCCGGAAAUUGGAACACGACCACGAUGUUCAACGGCGGCAGCAUAACGCCAACCAGCUUCAACAGCAACAACCACAACAAUGGUUACAACAAUAACCAAAAUGUGUUUGGUGCCACGAGUCCAGCAUAUGCAACGAAUUGCCUGCCCUUUCAGCAGGAAGUCAAAGUUCAGGCUUCGCCUCAGCUCCUGGUGCAUCCGCCGCCGCCGCCGCCGCCGCCUGCGCCUCAACCUCAGCUGGAGGAGAAUCAGUCCUUUAGCGAUCUGAUACUGAGCAGCACAUUUAUGGAUUAUACAGCCAUAGAGCACAUCGAUCCGAAUGAUAUAAUCAGGGACUUGCAGGCGACGCUCAGCAAUCUGGAGAUGGCGAACAAUCAGAAUAGAAAUGAUAAUACAUAUGUAUAGUAUAUAUAUAUAUAUAUAUGUUACGUG
This is a messenger RNA of Drosophila novamexicana, 932 nucleotides long. RefSeq names its product dorsal-related immunity factor Dif-like. The coding region runs from base 105 to 905 and encodes 266 amino acids. The record is from RefSeq and is a predicted model, not a curated record. Lineage: Eukaryota; Metazoa; Arthropoda; Insecta; Diptera; Drosophilidae. The transcript is spliced from 2 exons.